AUGGCGCUCGAGCCCGUCACGGCAGGUGGCGGCCCUGACCUCGUAGAGCUGCAGUUGCGGCGGCUGGCGCACCUGGAGAGCCUGUGCGCCAACCGCACCGCGGGCGAGGCGCGAGCGGCCGCACUGGUGGCCCAGCUGGAGGCCAAGAUCAGGCAGUUCGAGCAGCAGACCGCGGCGAACAUGGGCCAGGCCGAACAGGAGCUGGCACGCCUGUCGGGGGAGCUGCAGCUCUCGCUCCAGAGGCGCCGGCUGCGAGGGGACGGGGAGGAAUUCGCAGCGACAGACCUGGCGGAUGAGCAGCGGGACCGCGCAGACCUCAGCCUUGACGGAGGCGAUCGACGCGCUAAAGGCGUGCGUGCGGAUGGCUAUCGUCAAAAAGGUCAGAAGUUUGCUGCGAACGGCGGGAGCGGAGACCCGCAGCAGGCCACCACCACAGCAGCAAAGCCGACCUCGCAGGAGAUGCUGGAGAGCGAGAGCAUCGACGAGCCGGAGAGAGAGGACUCGGGUUCGGUGGACAAGGGCGACUCGGGGUCGGAGGGGGCGACGCGCCUGCACCCGAUUGAUGAGGAGCACCAGAGAUCGCGCAGCCUGCGCGGCCGCCACCAAGACACCGGGACGGUGCAGUUGAAGCUUGCCCCGCACCUCGAGGACACUGGGCCCCUGGGGACACCUUUGGACGCCGCGGAGGAAGCAGAGAAAGGCGCACGUCGCUUCUGGGCCGACAUGAGCAAUGAGGUAUUAUUUCGGCUGCGGCAUCAGCGGCCCGAUUUUCCGGGCGACCUGUCCGACCCGCCGCAGUUCCUGCUCUCUGACAGAAAGCAGGGCGUGGAGGGCAAUUCCCGCGUGGGCAACGCAGACCUCCAGACCCUUGCGGAGGGCUUCAGCAUCGCCGCGUUUGGACCUGGCCCGGAAGGUUCCCCGGUCUCCACGGCCCACGGCGCGCCGGCAGCGCGCCGGGGGCAGAUCCCCGCCCUCGCGCAGCGGAUGCAGGCCAUCUCUCAUAAGACCGACGACCCGCCCAUGAACGCCGAUGUCCCCGCCAGCCGCGGCACCGGGACCCAGGCGCCAAACCUCGACUACAAGAUCAGCGUCAGCUCGCUCGCCGGCGCCGUGCGAUUUCGUGAGAAUGUCAGCCGGCGGGCCUCCGAGUGGAUCGACCCAAGGACAGCGGGGUCGCGCCGGCUUCGGGUUCGGCACGGCAUCGCAAUCGACGCGCGCGACCGCCAGCGCCAGAUCUGCCGCGUCCACCGGCCCAUCUUCGACGCCCUGAAGGCUCGCUUUGAGCGGGGCCAAGAGCGCAGCUCGCAAUUAACGGUUGCCAGUGAGGCAGUCUGGUUGCGCAUAUAA
Prorocentrum cordatum is the source of this 1347-nucleotide messenger RNA. The record is from the annotation of a GenBank genome assembly. NCBI's taxonomy places the organism in Eukaryota, Dinophyceae, Prorocentrales, Prorocentraceae.